Messenger RNA from Coregonus clupeaformis (lake whitefish), 1314 nucleotides. Its product is annotated as non-histone chromosomal protein HMG-17. Gene Ontology annotation, molecular function: nucleosomal DNA binding. The record is from RefSeq and is a predicted model, not a curated record. The coding region runs from base 4 to 357 and encodes 117 amino acids. NCBI's taxonomy places the organism in Eukaryota, Metazoa, Chordata, Actinopteri, Salmoniformes, Salmonidae. The transcript has 6 exons. Gene Ontology annotation, cellular component: chromatin; nucleus.
UUAAUGUGCUAUGUGUUUACUACAGCAUUAGUAAUAAGAGACCGCCUGUCUCUGCAAACUGUGAACUCAAUCACAAAAGAUAGCUCUUUAGUUUCCAUUAAAGAAGAGAACCUACAGUCCAACAUGCCCAAGAGAAAGGGAACCGAUGGUGAUGUCAAGGAGCCUUCAAGGAGAUCUGCACGGUUGUCAUCGAAACCAGUCCCUCCAAAACCCAAAAAGCCAGCUAAGAAAGAAAAAGUAGUAAAUGGCAAGAAGAAGGCGAAGGCAGCAGCGGUCAAGGAGCCUAAAGAGACCCAGACUGAAAAUGGCGAGACCAAGACAGACAAAGUAGAGACCCCAGAAGAGAAGACUGAGUAGCACUGCUCCCAUCCGUCCAAUUCCCUCCCUUGUAUGGCCCCCAUGUCUCAUGUGUUUUCCCUAAAACCUCCAUUACCUUAUCAGAGGAAUAUUUUUAUCAACAAUUUUUUAAUUAUUGGUACAGGUUUUUAGCACAAAACAAAGCUAAAUAUGGAGGAUUGUUCUGUUGUGCAGUGGUCAUAAAGUUUUUUUAAGCAAACAAUUACGGUUUUGGUUUUUUAUUAGUGUUGGUACCUUGUUGGGACUUCAAAAAAUAAUGCUGGAUGGCAGACUAAUUGCAAGUGGUAUAGUGUCAUAUUGUAGGUUCGUCAACUCAGAACAUUUCACUUUUGUAGGUGGUUGUAUUUUUACCCUUUUAUGUACAGUGUUUUUUCUUUGUUGGGGUUUACUUACUUUCAACUUGAUUUUACUGUAAGAGAAAUUACGUAAUUUUUUAAAACAUUCCAGGCUUAAAGGGCAAUUUUUCAACUUCAUAAUCUCCAGCACCACCCCAACAUCAACAUGUGAAAAUUGCGCGUUUCUAUGUUUUGUUGUAAAAAAAGAGUGGAAGAUUUUCCAAAGUGUUUCCAAUGACACCAUCGGUGUGCAUGGUGUGAUUUUAAGAAAUGAGUCGCCAUUGGCUACUAAUUGGACACUUAUCUCCCUCUGUCAUUUUUACUACAAAACAUAGAAACGCCCCAUUUUCACAUAUGUUGAUGUUGGGCUGGUGCUGGAGAUUAAGUAGAACAUUUUUGAAAUUUCCCUAAUGAUGUGGGCAUACAUGCUUUUGAAUAAUUUUGAUGACACAUUAUUUUAACGGAGGAAGAGGCUUGUUGGAAGUUGCUUAUGCUUUUUAAAAAACAUUUUGGGAUUUUAACACUGAAAAUUCAUCUAUCGAAAUAUGCAGCUGUGUUCCCACUGAAGUUCUGGAUGUUUAAUUGGAAUUUAAUAAAAUAGUAAUUAGAAUUUUCCUCAUGA